CAUUAACAGUUGGUCAGAUGCCUGAAAAUUUUGCUUGGACUUCUAUUGAUUAUAAUCCUGAUAACUGGGUGUGGGACCAGUUAAAUAAGUCCCCUGAGGUACUUCUCUCCACAGACCAGGAGAAUGUCUACUUCUAUACAGACCCAGUCUACCAAAGUACAGGCACUGCAGGUGAUCAGGGGAGGCAACUCGAGAGAAAAGAUGUUUGAGUGGAGGUAAACCAACAGCCAUUAUAAAUGGCACUAUCGUAACUAUUGUGUUUUAAACGUUUUGCAUGGCAUUUUGGCCUUGUAAAACAUAUCCUCACUUAGCGUCCGUUAUCAUACAGUAAUAUAUUUGAUAACAGUACUAUUUAUAAUGAAAUAAUAGAAUAACAAGGUAUACCCUGAAUGAAUCAACGGAAUUAUUCUGUGAAAAGUUUGCUUUUAAAAUCUGACAAUGUUAACGUUGAUGUAGGUGAGAAGAUACAGUGACUAAUGGAAUUGUAUAAAAUAUAUUGUAUAAAUUAUUGUUGUAGGAACAAUGGGUUUAAAUCAAAUCUUGGUAUCAUUGAACUUUUCUUCAUGUUUGUUUCAAGUUUUAUAUGAUUGCAUUCAAGGCUGGUGAUUUCAUUCUUCCAAUACAUCUGCAUUACUUUCCCCUUACAAACAUAUCUUAUAUCAACACGAGCAGUUCUUUGUGUGCUUAUUAUUUCAAUUGAGGAAAAACAGAUUCCACAACCAAGAAACAUUCAUAUUAUUUUGUCUUAUUCUGUAUGCAAUCUGUUAGAAUGCGUUUAUCAUAUCUAAUAACCUAUACAGACCUCAGAACAUAUCAGUAAAAGAUUUUGUCCAUCGUCCUGAACAUGCAUGAAAUAUUUGCCACUGGACAUGUAACAAACAUCAAUUAAUCGUCUUUGGUGUCCACAGACACAUGCUUCAUGAUCAGUUCCUAACAUCUUUUGUUGUAUGUGUUAUUGUUGGUUGUGUUUGUUUGAGGUUAUUGAAAUCAUGGUUGCUGUUAUGUGCAUGAAUUAAAGUCAGUGAUACCAAGUAUAUAAAAAAAAGUCUUAUAAAGAAAUAACAUUGGUGAAAUUAAGAACUCAAAAAAAAUGUAUGUGAGUUCAAAAUGAUUUUAAUGAUUUUAUUUCAAUGUUGUAACUAAUAAGAUGUCUUUGUUUUUCUUAACAGGUGUAAGAGGAACUAAAGGGUUUACAAAUGGAAUACAUGUAUGGGAUGUUCACUUCCUAGAGCCCCCUAAUGGUACCUCAGUAAUGGUUGGUGUUGGCACAGAGAGGGCACUAUUACACAAGGGGGACUACAGUUAUGUGGAUCUUAUAGGUAUGGAUUCACAAAGCUGGGGAUUAUCAUACAAGGGGAAGAUCUGGCACAAUGGUCAGAGUAAGAAAUUCUGCCAACCAUUCUUUGACAAGACCACCAUCAUAACUUGCCAGUUGGACUUGUACUCAGGGACUUUAGCCUUUUACUGUAAUGGUCAGAGCUUGGGUGUAGCCUUCACUGGACUGGACCAAAUUGGAGAACCUUUAUAUCCCAUUGUUAGCUCCACAGCAUCGGAAUCGGAGCUAGGCCUGGGAACCAGAGGAUGCAGGUACUUGUCUUUACAAGAAAAGUGCUUCCAGGCUAUAAAACGUCGACUGGCAUAUAAUGAGGCUUAUAAUGACUGUGUGGAUUGCCUCCCUUUGCCCAAGAUUAUGAAAUCACACUUAAGUGCUUUAUACUAACAUUGAAAUGACAGAGCAAUAACUUGAGCAUUAUGAAAUCACUCUGAAGUGCUUUGUUCUAUCAUUAAAAUGACAAGACAAUAACUCAGGCAGCUUUUUACCAUUUAAUGGUAUAUGUAUUUUAUUUGUUUUUACAAAAUGUUUUAUUUACUUUAUGUAAGUAAUAGUUUAUUUGAUACUUAUAGUAUCUACAUUUUAUGGGUAGAAUAUUUGUUCUGUAAGAAUGAGGUUUCAAAAGGAAUCAUGUGUUAAUUAUUGUUGAAUGUAUGGUGAAGUGGACAUGUGCAAUUAAUUGGUCAGGUUAUUGUUCAAUAGUGCUUUGUAGUACGAAUAAUUUAAAUGAUAAUGAUGAAUGGAUGUGUUAUUCAGUUAUUGAUAGUUUUUGUGAAUAGUACUGUUUAUACUACAUACCAAAGGUUGUAAAAUCUAUGUACUAAAUAGUGUUGACCAAUUAGAUUAGAAAUACAAAUCAUAUGUUUAAAAUGAUUCGAGUUCAAUAAUAGAUUUGUAAUUUCAAAUAAUAACUUGUGAAAAAAACAAGUAUAGAAUCAGAAUAGUGUUUUUAACCAAAGUUGAUGAGUAAAACAAAAAAAAAUGUAAUAAAUAAUUUUAUAUAUAUAUAGCAAAGAAAAGCCGCUCUUUCAUAUGGUCAUGUUAUGUUAUGGUGAUUGUACUAUACAGGUUUGAGAUAGAGAAUUAUAUGUACUAAACAACAGCUAUGAGAUGGUAAAGCUUUUUUUAUUAUUAUUAAAUGGAUGAGGAAGAUGUUUGUGUGAUUUUUUUCUGUACAGGUGUGAGUUACAGUUCAGUAUUCUGAUUGAACAUUUAACUUUAAAAAUUAAUGUUUUAUUGACAGAAAUAGCAUUUGUAUAGUUAAUUUAUACGACCAUAUUUGUUAUAAUAUUUUCUAAUUGCUUAAUUAUAAUUUUGAAUAAUAAAAUCUAUUUGUUAGA
Messenger RNA from Mytilus trossulus (common blue mussel), 2673 nucleotides. Its product is annotated as SPRY domain-containing SOCS box protein 3-like. The transcript is spliced from 3 exons. The record is from RefSeq and is a predicted model, not a curated record. NCBI's taxonomy places the organism in Eukaryota, Metazoa, Mollusca, Bivalvia, Mytilida, Mytilidae. Gene Ontology annotation, biological process: proteasome-mediated ubiquitin-dependent protein catabolic process. The coding region runs from base 1148 to 1720 and encodes 190 amino acids. Gene Ontology annotation, molecular function: protein binding. Gene Ontology annotation, cellular component: SCF ubiquitin ligase complex.